Messenger RNA from Zymoseptoria tritici IPO323, 1717 nucleotides. RefSeq lists its product as uncharacterized. Gene Ontology annotation, biological process: mRNA splicing, via spliceosome; mRNA export from nucleus. Gene Ontology annotation, molecular function: RNA binding; ATP binding; RNA helicase activity. Lineage: Eukaryota; Fungi; Ascomycota; Dothideomycetes; Mycosphaerellales; Mycosphaerellaceae. The record is from RefSeq and is a predicted model, not a curated record. The transcript has 4 exons. The coding region runs from base 195 to 1568 and encodes 457 amino acids.
UCAUCAACAUCAUCCCCACCGGCGAAAUCCCCGCCGACCACAUCACAAGCACAGCGCGCUGUUCAGCCUCGUGCUCACGAUCCUUCUCAUUGAAGCCGGCGCCUUCACUUCCUCACUCGACUCGACAUUUCGACAGCCGUGCACGCGCACCGCCGAUCACACCCACCAACACCAACUAACAGAUCAUCGCCAUCAUGUCUGCCGGAGAAGAGGAUCUCAUCGAUUACUCCGAUGAGGAGCUCCAGCCGAACGAGGCCACGACCGGCGCCGUAGGCGCAAACGGCGAAGCAAAGAAGGGCGACCUCAGUGCCAACGGCGGCGCCGACAAGGCCAAAGGCAGCUACGUCGGUAUUCACUCAACCAGUUUCCGCGACUUCCUCUUGAAGCCCGAGCUUCUCAAGGCCAUCACCGACUGCGGUUUCGAGCAUCCAUCUGAGGUCCAACAAAACUGCAUCCCACAGGCCAUCCUGGGUACCGAUGUUCUCUGCCAGGCAAAGUCCGGUCUCGGAAAGACAGCCGUCUUCGUUCUGUCCACCCUUCAGCAGAUGGAGCCAGUCAACGGCGAAGUCAGCGUCCUGGUUCUGUGCCACACCCGCGAGUUGGCCUUCCAGAUCAAGAACGAGUACAUUCGCUUCAGCAAGUACAUGCCGGAGGUGAAGACCGAGGUCUUCUACGGUGGUACCGAUAUCAAGGAGAAUGAGAAGCUGUUGAAGAACAAGGAGACUCACCCGCACAUUAUCGUUGCCACCCCCGGUCGUCUCAACGCGCUCGUCAGGGAGAAGAAGCUGCGACUCGGCAGCGUGCAACGCUUCGUGUUGGAUGAGUGUGACAAGAUGCUCGACCAGAUUGACAUGCGCCGCGAUGUGCAGGAGAUCUUCCGCGCGACCCCACCCCAAAAGCAGGUCAUGAUGUUUUCGGCCACCCUGUCGCAGGCGGUUCGACCCAUCUGCAAGAAGUUCAUGCAGACUCCGCUCGAACUCUUCAUCGACGACGAGAAGAAGCUUUCUCUGCACGGUCUCCAGCAGUACUACCUCAAUAGCAAGGAGGAUGAGAAGAACCGCCGCCUGAAUGAUCUGCUCGAUGAGUUGACCUACAAUCAAGUCAUCAUCUUCGUCAAGACCAGCAACCGCGCGAUCGAGCUGGACCGCCUCCUCCGCGAAUGCAACUUCCCCUCGAUCGCUGUCUACGGUCACCUCAACCAGGAGGAGCGCAUCAAGCGCUACCAGGCGUUCAAGAACUACGACAAGCGUAUUUGUGUCAGCACCGACGUCUUCGGCCGUGGUAUCGAUAUCGAGCGCAUCAACUUGGCCAUCAACUACGACAUGCCCGACUCUCCAACGAACCCUGGCGCUACCGACAAGGAGACUCUCAAUCAGGCUGCUGACACCUACCUUCAUCGCGUCGGUCGUGCUGGACGCUUCGGUACCAAGGGUGUGUCCAUCAGCUUCGUCAGCUCAGAGCGCGACAUGGAGGUGCUCAAGGCGAUUGAGGCUCGUUUCGAGAAGAAGAUUGACGAGUACCCCGAGGGUGGCCAGGGAACCAUUCUCAAGGAGGGAGAGGAGGCUUGAGCACUUUCAUCAAGGCAGCUGCUUGAAUGACGUGCUCCAGACGAAUGGCAAUGGAUCGAAGAGGGCUACGUGGGAAUGGCGAUUGAUGACUGCUUUCUUGUCUCGAGCAGAAUGAUGUACUUUUAAGAAAAGCAACGACGCUUGAUUCG